GAAUUAACCCGGUUAGGUCUUUCUGAACCGCGUCUUCUUACAAAGAGCCACAAGCCCGAUUUCGUCUUUCGCCGCCGCCACCAACAACCUCUCUCCUUCUCCAAUCUUGAAAGUCAAUUCUCCGAUCUCCUCCUUGAUUCUUCAUCCAAUCCUUCAAAUCGUUGCCCGAUUCGUUCAAUUCGCUUCGUUCUCUCUCGAUCGACCCCUUUUUCCCCUCCUGCCGUUGAGUUUUGAGAAACAUAGGGUUAGGGUUCCAGAUCUGCCAUAUUCGACGCCUCUAUUCCACCGAUCCUUCAUAGUUUUGCCUUUGAUUCGUCUUAUUGUUUGAUUUCCCCUACCGAUUUCCCUCCAAUUUUGCGGAUAAACGUGUUCCGGUCGCGUCCUUGGGGUUUCGAUUUUUUUCGGUAGUUUCGAUCUGCGUCGUCUCGUUCGAUUCUUCGAAUAGGUUGAGGGGUUUUGUUCCCUGGGCUAUUACUUUGACGAAAAAUCCCUUUUUGAUACGUCAAUUCGUUGUUUGAUCGGUGAAUUCGAAAUCUAGGGUUAGGUUUUUUUUUUGAAAAAAAUUCGAGGGCUCUGUUUGCCUAAAUUGGUUUGGGGGUUUCGUCAAUUGGCCUCUGUUGAUUGUUUCAAGUCAUUAAUUCGGUGCUCUGACGGCUAAAUUCUGCUCCAAUUGUCCAAUUUCGUCCGGAGGCUUGAACGUGAAGAACACUUAAGGUUGAUAUGGGAUAUAAAAGGCUAUUUGAUGAUACUGAUUUUCAAGAGCUUCCCUCAAAGCAAGCAAGACAGCUGGACUUCAGCACUAGAUCGACUCAGUUUGCAGAAAACCUGCCUUACAUGAGUUCUCCUAAGAAACCUGAUUCUUCAGUUAACCAGGACAAUAGGAAUGGAAAACCUCUGCGGCAUGAGGCAUCUGAAAAUGCUGUUGUGCCCAAGAAUUGCACCGAUGAGGAUGUCAGCUUCAAAGUUGCAGCUUGCUCUUCCUUAUCUCCUCAAUAUCCCGAUUAUAGGGGCCUAUGGGAAUUUAUCCCAUUCAGCAAUCUCUACAUUCCUUACUUUGACCGCUUCCCAAGAAAGCAAGUUCCUCUAGGACAAAACCAUCAAGCCAUCAUCCCUCCACUGUGUUCCAAUGUGGAGAAGCACAAGAAAGGGGCUGAAGGAUUAUCUGAGCCAGAUGCUUUGUUAAUGUCAAGCGACGACGAGAAGAAGCUAAUGGGCACUUGCAUCCUUCCGAUGCCUGAUACUGAAUGUUUCUCUCCUGACCAGGUUGGAGUUAGUGGAUCUAAUUGUUGCUGCCUAGAUUCAGGGUCACUGAGAUGCGUGCAACAACAUGUAUCAGAGUCUCGGGAUAAGCUGAAAAAAUCUUUGGGUCAUGAGAAUUUCUCGAGCUUAGGGUUUAAUAACAUGGGAGAAGAGGUAGCAUGGAAAUGGACCGAGGAUGAAGAACGUUUGUUCCGUGCUGUUAUCUAUUCCAACCCUGCAUCCUCUGGUCAGAACUUCUGGAACCACCUCACACAAGUAUUUCCUGCUCGGUCCAUGGACGAAAUUGUAAGCUAUUACUUCAACGUCUUCAUGCUUCGAAAGCGGGCGUCUCAGAACAGAUCCGAAGUCCUCGACGUCGAUAGUGAUGAUGAUGAAUUGCAUGGGAUUGAUGUAGGCUCGUAUGAAGGUGAAGAAGACUCGGAAGAAGAAGAGGAAGGUUCCGGUGUCGAAUCUCCCGUUGAGGAUUAUAGUCGUCAAUUGAACCGCGGUGAGGAUAUUGUUACUGAAGAUGACGACGAUGAUGAUGACGACGACGAUGAUGGUGAUGGAAGCAGCCACAUGGGGAAUUGUUGUUAUGGAGAUUUUACAGGAGAUGAAAACUCAGGAGGGGUUGAUUACGUCUCAGAGGGAGCACCAUGUGGUAAUAAGUCGUUUUCUGGUAACAUGUACGAUUCUGUGUUCAAACAUGCACCAGAGAAGCAUGAUGAUGACCAGACUGCUAUCCAAGAUGACUCAUGCACGUCUUUUGAGUUCCAAGCAGAUAAGGAUGAUCCUUGUUACCACCUGACAGGGGAGGGGGAGGCUGCUGCUCUUCAUGGGAGUGGAGUUGAUAAUGUUUAUGCCAAGAGUUGCUCAAGUGGUGGUCAAUUGGAUGCUUGCAGCUACAUGAUGGAUGUGGUGCCCAUACUGGAUUUUCAUAACGAUGAAGUUUUGUACAGACUCUACUCCAGUCCGGAAAAACGGCCCGCAGAAGAUGUAGCCGGAGACUAUAUGGUUCAAGAUUACUCAUGCAUGCCUUCGGAACCCGUCGGAGUUGCAGUAGAAGAUGGUGGAACUGAGAAUGGAGUAGUCUCUGGCAAAGUAGAUAGCGGGUGCAGUGAUGCGAUGGAUCUGAUUCCCAUGUUGGAUUUUCGCGAUGAGAAAGCAUGGGAUGCUAUUUUCCCGGGCUCUGUAUAGGGGGGUCUGGUUCCUGCAGCAUCAUUGAAGGGUGAAAAGAUGUGAAAUAACCAGGAAGACUGAGCAAUUGGCAACUGCUUUUCUCGGAAAGAUCAGUAGCACAUUCAUCCGUUGUUGCACUAAAGCUCAGUGCAGCUUGUGAGAUGGCCGAAGUGGCCAGGAGGAAGAAAACAGCAGGAAAAUUUGUUCUUUUCUUUUUGGCUCUCGAUGUACAUUCUUAAUGUGGCAUGGCAGUGCCACCGGCCUUUUCCCCUGUCCCAUUUUUCUUGGGUAUCAAGUGAAAUACCCAAAUUCUGGAUCAAUAGAUAGAUAUGGGGAAAGAGAGGUACUGGAAGAGCCAAUUGACAUGUAAAUAAUAUAUCUAUUCAGAUAAACUGAUUUGACUGCUCCUUGAGAAGGGCUCCCCCAUAUCAGAAAUGGUGCUCUGUUUUAGAUACUUUGUAACAGAAUGUUACCUAAACGAACUUAGAAUUAGGUGGCAAAGCUUUUUUUCUUCUCGAAAGCUACUAGCAAGCAUCCCCUGCUAGGGAUGACGUGGGGUCGGGUUUUCUCAAACCCAAAUCCAUGAGUUUAUUCGUGAAAAAAUCCGGGGGUAAAACUCAU
Messenger RNA from Linum tenue, 3039 nucleotides. The record is from the annotation of a GenBank genome assembly. NCBI's taxonomy places the organism in Eukaryota, Viridiplantae, Streptophyta, Magnoliopsida, Malpighiales, Linaceae.